Molecule: messenger RNA, 1137 nt
Organism: Antrostomus carolinensis (chuck-will's-widow)
Lineage: Eukaryota; Metazoa; Chordata; Aves; Caprimulgiformes; Caprimulgidae
Gene: FEN1
Product: flap structure-specific endonuclease 1
Exons: 1
Cellular component (GO): nucleus
Molecular function (GO): magnesium ion binding; 5'-3' exonuclease activity; 5'-flap endonuclease activity
Source: RefSeq, a predicted model, not a curated record
GGCCUGGCCAAGCUUAUUGCUGAUGUGGCUCCUGGAGCCAUCAGGGAGAACGACAUCAAGUCUUACUUUGGCCGGAAGGUCGCUAUCGAUGCCUCCAUGAGCAUCUACCAGUUCCUGAUCGCCGUGAGGCAGGGAGCUGAGGUCCUGCAGAACGAGGAGGGGGAGACCACCAGCCACUUGAUGGGCAUGUUCUACAGGACCAUCCGUAUGGUGGAGAAUGGCAUCAAACCAGUUUAUGUCUUUGAUGGCAAACCCCCCCAGCUGAAAUCAGGGGAGCUGGCAAAGCGGACCGAGCGCCGGGCUGAGGCUGAGAAACAUCUGCAGGAAGCUCAGGAAGCUGGAGAGGAGAACAACAUUGAGAAGUACAGCAAGAGGUUGGUUAAGGUGACCCAGCAGCACACUGAUGAGUGUAAGAAGUUGCUGACUCUGAUGGGUAUCCCCUACGUGGAGGCACCAGGGGAGGCUGAAGCCAGUUGUGCCACCUUGGUGAAGGCUGGGAAGGUCUAUGCAGCUGCCACGGAGGACAUGGAUUGUCUGACCUUUGGCAGCCCCGUGUUGAUGAGACACCUGACUGCCAGUGAGACAAAGAAAUUACCCAUCCAGGAGUUCCACCUGAACCGUAUUCUGCAGGAUCUAGACCUGACCUGGGAACAGUUUGUGGAUCUGUGUAUCCUCCUGGGCUGUGAUUACUGCGAGAGCAUCCGCGGCAUCGGGCCCAAGCGUGCCAUCGAGCUCAUCAGGGAGCACAAAACCAUCGAGAAGAUCAUUCAGCAGCUGGACACCAAGAAAUACCCUUUGCCUGACAACUGGUUGCAUAAAGAGGCUCAGAAGCUUUUUCUAGAACCUGAUGUGAUCAACCCUGACACCGUCGAGCUGAAAUGGACCGAACCUAAGGAAGAGCAGCUCGUUGAGUUCAUGUGUGGGGAGAAACAGUUCAACGAAGAGCGGAUCCGCAACGGGGUCAAGAGGCUGAGCAAGAGCAGGCAGGGCAGCACCCAGGGCCGGCUCGAUGACUUCUUCAAGGUCACAGGUUCCAUCACCUCAGCCAAACGCAAAGAACCAGAGACCAAGGGCUCAGCAAAGAAAAAAGCCAAGACCAACAACGCUUCAGCUGCAAAGAGCAAGAAGGGGAAAUAG